Hyaena hyaena (striped hyena) is the source of this 1099-nucleotide messenger RNA. It is a transcript of the gene TREM1, whose product is annotated as triggering receptor expressed on myeloid cells 1. Bases 69 to 791 code for a protein of 240 amino acids. NCBI's taxonomy places the organism in Eukaryota, Metazoa, Chordata, Mammalia, Carnivora, Hyaenidae. Gene Ontology annotation, biological process: neutrophil-mediated killing of gram-negative bacterium; cytokine production involved in immune response; neutrophil chemotaxis. The transcript is spliced from 4 exons. The record is from RefSeq and is a predicted model, not a curated record.
UUUCUGGAGCCUCUAGGUCAGAGUGUUCCAGGCACCACAGUGGCUGUUGGGGUUGGUGCACAUGAAGGAUGAGGAAAGCCAGAGUCCAGGGGCUGCUGUGGAUGCUCUUCAUCGCAGAACUCCAAGCUGCAAAUAAACAAAAUGAAGUAACAUUUAUAAAAGGAGAAGGGGACACCCUGAAUGUAAUUUGUCCCUCCUCCACCGAGAAGUACGCCUUCACCCAGAAAGCUUGGCAGAGGCUGGUGGAUGGAAGGGGGCCCCAGACGCUGGCUGUAACAGAGAGUACUUCAGGGGAUACUAGUCGAGUCCACACGGACAGGUACUUCCUGGAAGACAUUCCCAGUGAGGGCAUACUGCGUGUCCAAAUGACCAAUCUUCAAGUGAAAGAUUCAGGAAGGUAUCGGUGUGUGAUCUACUACCCUUCCAAAGAGCCAGACGUUCUGUCCCCCCUUGUCCACUUGCAGGUGAUCAAAGACCCUUCAAGCACCGCGGCCUCGGAUGAGACUCAGAGCUGGAAACCGCAGGAUUUCACCCUUUCUCCUCCCACCACGAGGACCCAGAGCAGGCACGUUACCAGACCCAGGACUGUGACCAAACUGUCGCCUAAAUCGACUGCUGACCUCUCCUCUCUUAGCUUUGGAGUCAACACCACAAAUGUGACAGAUGUCACCAGCUAUGGUUUCAGGGUCUCUGUGAUGACCAUCAUCAUUAUUGUGCUGUGUGGAUUCCUGAGCAAAAGCCUGGUCUUCACGGUCCUGAUUGCUGUCACGCAGAAGUCAUUUGGAUCUUAGGCUGGUGAACCCACAAGAGUGACCUCUGACCUCCAUCCACAUCCAGCUGGCAGUUGUUCGGGAGGAGGGGUGUGAGGGGAGAGGGAAGGAGGGGUGAUGGCCGAAGUUGAAUGUGUGACACAGGUUACUUCUAAGGCUCAGGUCUCACCUUUCCAGCCCUGUUAAUUCACUAAUAACCUUGAGGAUGUGAGUUUGCCCCCUCAGAAGAGAAGAUAUGGCUGCAAACAUGCCCAUUCCUACCGGAUUUGCCUUAAAUUGGCUUAAAUUCUACCGGAUUUGCCUUAAAUAAAGACGGAGUCCAAUUUGUU